This is a messenger RNA of Aspergillus sclerotioniger CBS 115572, 2695 nucleotides long. RefSeq lists its product as uncharacterized. The coding region runs from base 290 to 2425 and encodes 711 amino acids. The record is from RefSeq and is a predicted model, not a curated record. NCBI's taxonomy places the organism in Eukaryota, Fungi, Ascomycota, Eurotiomycetes, Eurotiales, Aspergillaceae. Gene Ontology annotation, molecular function: protein binding. The transcript has a single exon.
GGAAGAGAGAGUGAGUGACGGACGACCAGGUCGACAUCAUACCUCGCUUUUCCUUCGGAUCUCUUCCAUCCUCCAUUCUCCAUCCUCCCUCCUCCUACUCCCCUCUUCUUCCGCUUUCUCCCUUUCUGACCCCUCUCGGCAUCAUCGCCCUAGGUGAAAUGCGAUCGACUCCCGUGCCAGUCGCCUACCUCUCACCACCUGGAGCUUAGUAGCUCAUGUGCCGUCUACUACCUCUCUCCCCGUGGUCUCUCACAACCCCCAAGUCGGAAAGCGAUCCAGUCGUCCCGCCAUGGCUCCCUCGCAACGGUUCUCCCGUCAGCAAUCAUCAAGGCUGUCUCGGCCAAUCCGCUCAAGUCGCACUCACAUCCAAUCCUACCAUGAAGACAGCAGCAGCUCGGAAGGACGCCUGGAUGAAGACACCCAGUCUGACGAGGAGCGAUCGAGACGCCUGUCGCUCUCGUUGCGCCCCCGCAAUUCAGGCCGCAUGCCCACAUCGUACCGUGAGGAAUCCACUGACGAUGACUUUGAUCCUACCAAUGAUGAUCUGGAGGCGGUAGUCCCCAGCGAAGCCCCUAGCCACUUUACUUACCCGUUUCCUGAGGCGAACAGUCGCACCGCGCCAUCGCGAGCCCCACGUAAUCGAACCGUGAAAACACGAUCACAGACAAAGAAAUCUGAAAAGCGCAUAGGUCGAAAGCGUAUGGAGCUAGGCCGACCGCUCAACAAACGUAGAAAGUUGGAGGAGGACAACACGCCCUUUGCUGGUUCUGGUGUUAUCCCGUCAUGGCAAACCCUUCCUUAUCACAUACUCCUCGACAUAUUCAUUCGAGCUUCGAGUCCCUUGAUCGAUGAGCAGACUGCUACCAGACAUAGCUCUGUCCAGUGGCUUGUGAAUGUGGCCUUUCUGUGCCGUGCUUUUUACGAGCCUGCAUUGAUGGCCCUUUAUCAUUGUCCUCCCUUGAUACCAGCUGCCAAGUCUCAUGGUUUGCUACAAUUAUUGGCCAAGCCCCAGGAAUCCCUCUCCACUAACUAUAUGAGCAAGAUCAAGGAAUUACAUGUCGACGUGGAGAAUCUUCUGUUCUACAAAAGCGGACCGACUUUGGGGUAUUUUGAAUUGUCAAGGCUGAUUGAACGAACCCCUCAGGUGAAAACGCUGCGUCUCUACCACAAAGAUGACUACAUCAUGGGUGUGCCUCCUUGGUUAAAGCCACGUUCAAAAUGGGUGUAUCCCGAUUCCCUCUUCUCUUCACUCGAGUCUAAUUCAAUACACCUCCGCUGUUGGCAGUGGAACAGUCGCUUCAUGGAGACUAGGAAGCUUCUGCCUCUGAUGUUAGAAAAGCACCUACAGCCUGCUUUUCGCGGGAUUAAUGAGCUUCAAUUGUUCCACAUAACAUCGGAAGAUGUGGAGUCUGACGAAUUGGCGGAUUGUUCUGACGAAAACGAAGUUGUUCUUGCGACAGCUCUUCAGGAGCUCCCAGACCUACACAGCUUGGAGUUCGUGGAAUGCUCGAUCGUCAACGAGUAUCUCUUACCGAAUUUACCCACGCGACUCACUUCGCUUACCCUCAACAACUGUGAUGAGGUGACUGCGGUGAAUCUGAGCUCGUUCCUUUCUUCGCACGGUCAUCAUCUCAGGGCUUUGGAUCUAAGCCAUAACCGCCACUUGAGCUUGUCUUUCAUCGUCAGUCUGGCAAAGUCAUGCCAAAAUCUUGAAAGGUUCAGGAUGGACAUAUCUAUGCACGAUGGUUCUAGCUAUCAUGAUGUGGAGCCUCACUUCCAGGAUCUUCUUGACCCAUCGGCAGGUGUUCCAACUUGGCCAUCCACGCUGCAAGAGAUUGAAUUGAUUCAGUUGCGCAAAUGGGAUGACACUACGGCGGAAGUUUUCUUUGGGUCCCUUAUCGAUGCGGCUCCCGAUUUACGGAACUUGCGGCGACUUGUGAUCAGUGCGAUCCUCAAAAUCGGAUGGCGUGAUCGUGCGACCUUUCGAGGGAGAUGGAUCGAAAAGCUGAAUAACACCUUUUUGCGACGAAGCAGCCCCCCGAACCCAGAUCUUCGUUCCAUUCCGCGCACCUUGUCGCAAACCGAUUCAUCCCAUCAGGUUCAAAAUCCACCUUCCGACGAGAAUCAUACACAUUCCGAUGCUCAACAUAGCGGCCUUUCGACACCAUCAAAACGGAAGAGUGCACGCCUUGCCCAAAGGAAAAUCUCUGAGAUCGAGGAUGAUGAAGCAAUGGAUGCAGUGAAGCGAGGAUCUCAGGAGGCUAGCGAUCGACUGUUGAAUGCGAUGCAAGGCAUGUGUGAUGUUGUAAUGGUCAGGAUUGACAACCAACGCCCGUCAGAGAAACAGUUCCAGGAGGAAGACUUCCUUGAUGAUGAGCUAAGUGGCGAUGAAGAUUGGAAUGGGGCUGAUGGAGGACAUGCAUGAUAGUCUAUCUCGAGGCAUGCCUUCUCCUCACUUACCACUGUUCUUUACUUUCUCUACUUUUGCUAGCCCACCAGGGCGUGAUGUUGUUCUCUUAUACUUGCUACCUUGAUUUCACAUGAUACACUCCGGGUAGAAUGGAGUAUUUGCGUCAGGGAUGUUCGGGAUUGCCAGGGUGGGAGGAGUUAUCUGUAUUGUGAAUCGUGGGCUUGCUGCGUUAGCUGUUACCUCAGUCCUAGACAGGACCCUUAAUUACUUCCUAUUUCACAUGAG